Messenger RNA from Hyla sarda, 378 nucleotides. Its product is annotated as H/ACA ribonucleoprotein complex subunit 3-like. The record is from RefSeq and is a predicted model, not a curated record. Lineage: Eukaryota; Metazoa; Chordata; Amphibia; Anura; Hylidae. The coding region runs from base 55 to 249 and encodes 64 amino acids. Gene Ontology annotation, molecular function: telomerase RNA binding; box H/ACA snoRNA binding. Gene Ontology annotation, cellular component: box H/ACA telomerase RNP complex; box H/ACA snoRNP complex. The transcript has a single exon. Gene Ontology annotation, biological process: ribosome biogenesis; snRNA pseudouridine synthesis; positive regulation of telomerase RNA localization to Cajal body.
AGCGGGGAACGCAAGUAGUGUGGUGUGACCGAGGCUUCGCUGUACGCGGCAGACAUGCUCCUGCAAUUUUACCUGAACGAGCAGGGGGAGCGGGUGUACACAAUGAAGAAAGUGUCUCCUAGUGGACAGCCAACCUCCUCAGCUCAUCCUGCCCGCUUCUCACCAGAUGACAAGUAUUCCCAACACCGCGUCUCUAUCAAGAAGAGAAUCGGCCUGCUACUAACUCAGCAACCAAGACCUAUUCUAUGAGACCAAUGGGAAUAGAUGCAAGUUUCUGGAGGAAUGACUGCUGGACAUAGUCAUAUAAAACCUUUACUUUAUCACAUGCAAUCCUAUUGGACAUUUGUGACUAUCAUUUACCAUGGGAUGUACAUCCUG